AUGACCCCUCAGAUUCGAAUAACAUACCGGCCCAAUUCAACCCCGCUACCGUAUACAGCAUCCCCAUUCAAGCUGCUGUGGAGCGACAUAUGCCUUGCUUUACGCUAUGCAUGGGCGCUUCCAUUUGCAUUUUUGCCUCUUCGUAUAGGUCGGACCGAUCACCUCGACGAAUUAUAUCCAUCCGCUCGAACUGGCAUAUCAGCAGGAUCUCAAGUACUCCUCGCUGUUUACCAGGUCUUGUUCCUGCUUUCGGUCCCCAUCGCCAUAAUCUUGAUGGUUCCUGGACUGUGGAUCUUUCUGUAUAUUGUCACGGUUGUGACCUUGAACCACGUGUUCUGCAUGGUUCUGUUGAACGGCUUUCAGAGGCUCAUUGUGUCACAAGUCCCGGUUCCUGAGCAACCGAGCCAUUCUGGCGAACGCUGGUUCUUCAUCAAUGGUAUAGCAGGCAGCCAUUCUUGGGUGCAACAAAAUGUUGAUCAACUAUCAUAUACUUUUGGUCGGAAGAUCACGGGUAUUCAUAAUCGCACAUCUGGCUUUGUAUUCGAUUUGAUUGAAUGUGUGAUUCAACGUUGCUUUUCCUAUGCCACUGGAGAUAUACGAGCAGCAUAUCCGCUGGUCAAAAACGCCUUGUUGGAUCCGACCUGUCAAAAAGUGGUCUUUAUACUACACAGUCAAGGAGGCAUCGAGGGGGGUCUGGUAAUUGAUUGGCUUCUCGAUGCACUUCCGCAUGACGUCCUUCAGCACCUCGAAGUUUACACGUUUGCCAACGCAGCUAAUCAUUUCAACAAUCCGACCCGAAAAUGGCUCUCGAAGGCUAAUGGGUCGCACUCCUGCAGACUGUCAGAGCAGAAUCGUUCGGUCGGAUACAUCGAGCAUUAUGCCAAUACCGUGGAUAUUGUGGCCUGGAUUGGCGUUUUCCAUUUUAUCAACAUUCCCAACCGAUACAUGGGUCGUUUUUUUGUGCAUCCAGGAUCAGGCCAUCUCCUCAAUCAACACUACUUAGAUCCAAUGUUUACCCUUGGCCCGGAUCACAAAGUACUGGAAAACAACCCAUUCAUGGAUAUGGAAGUCGAAACGAAUUCGCAGAAAAUGCCGGAAGACGACUGUGAGGAGACAUUACUCCCAAUCUCGGACUCUCAAGGGUCUCCGGACAAAACGGAUGAUCAAGUUCUUCGCGUGAAGGAUUUCAGUCGUCUUUGGAAAUAUCGCAAUGGCGGGAGUCCGACGGACUAG
Molecule: messenger RNA, 1233 nt
Organism: Penicillium malachiteum
Lineage: Eukaryota; Fungi; Ascomycota; Eurotiomycetes; Eurotiales; Aspergillaceae
Exons: 3
Coding region: 1-1233 (410 amino acids)
Source: RefSeq, a predicted model, not a curated record